AUGUUCCUUAGGCAGAGAAAAGCAGUCCGCACGUCUGGGGCAACUUAACCUUCCCCUAUAUCGUCUUCCCUACACGUUCUAGACUUUAAACGCAGAAUGGAAAGGCUGGAAUAGAGCCCGUUGUUUUUACAGCAACGCUGCUUCUUUAGUCAAUCACCAUUCUAGCGGCGCGUAUCCCUUUACCUUCAACAAGGUAGAUGGAACAUAUACGCCAGUCAUUCGUUCUGUCACCUGCAUUAUUCUCUGCGGCACGUGAGUGUAACUGUGUUGUAGGGAUGAAACGAGCUUGGUGAUGUAUGUGUCUCCCGUCGUUUAUGCUUUGGCCGGAGCUGGAUGACGUCUGGCUGGGCCGAAUGACUUUCCGGAUUACUAUGAACGGAACGAGUUGGUGCUAUGCGUCCGCUGGAAUUACCAAUUGCGACAUGCGUCUGCCGUAUACCUUGGAUGUUCUUUCGCUUGUGUUUGUUUCCACUGAUUUCGGCUGCGUACCCUUGAUUGCUCUACGUUCCACGGUACGCGUCGAUGCACUACAGACAGUACUCUCGUUUUAGAACCGGAGACCUAUGACGUGGUUUUUUGGUGGUGUGCCAUGCUGUCGGCAAUGGUGGUGGUGCUUGCAGCGGGGUCAAAGUGAGUUGUCGCGAUCACCACCUACCACCCCCGCGUCUCUGUGGGGAGUCUGGAGCACUAGCGCUUCGGUUAAAUCACCCGUGGAUGUUGAAACUUGUUCGCUGCUCGGUCGGCCACGUUCUGUCUCCUUCUCCUUUAUUUUUGCCACCGAAGAACGUCAUUGAUUGCUUACGUGACAGCGACCGGUGAUUGGAUUGAGCUCCGGUCUUUUCAGCCGGGUAAGCCAAUCGUCUUCGAGUAGCUUUUGCCACCGGAUGUUGUGCGCCGUUCACGAGCACCCUUCAUCUCCGCAACAAGGAGCAGAUGCGCUGAUUGGGCCGCUAAGGUUUGAGUCGCAGGUGUUUUUGUCUUGUAUCCCGCGUACUGCGACCACUUAGUGGCCACCACAAGACACGCUAAACUUGGUGCCUUGGUCUGGAUGCGAUGGUUCUUCUACACAAUGUUUCACGCAUUGUCUGUGACGCCGGGCGAGCAAUGACACCGAUUGAUCGGUUUCGGUUUCUGGACGGGGCGUACAAUCUUCCCUGAGUUUCUUAGGGCUGUUUUUUGUCGAUCCUGCGUCAGCAGUGCUCAACAAGUGAACGCUUAGUCAGGAUUGCGUAUCUUAUCGCUUCUCGUGAUUGGCCGUGGUCCCCUGAGCUAAGUUUCUCUUAUUGUAUUCUUUUUAUGACGUCAACUGGUGAAAUAAGCUUCCUUUGGUCUUCCUCAUGACGUCAAACGUAUAUAAAUAGUGGAGUUAGCCCGCCAUGGCCGGACCACCUACUCACCAUGCAACACACAUUUGAUCGCACGUACCCUGAUGUCGUGCAUGAAGGCGAGAACAACCAUUCACGGUGGCAACGUCAAGGUUCUCAGUUCCAAUCCAUGACGACUCAAAAGCCCAUUGUUUUGCCUUUGGACGAUGAUUUUCCCAAUUGGCUUUCUACAAACGACUCGUUUCGCGACACUGUAAGCGCGACAGCAUUCGAAGGAAAGACGCCUGACCCAGCAAUUGUUCCGCCGUGGGACGACAUGCUGGACGUUCCCAAUCAGGUGUUUGACGAUCACAGACUCAUGGACACAACUAAUCUCGAUCAGUCGGCGCUGGCGCUCGACCCGCUUGGACCUGAAGAAUCAGUGCGGUUGCUGAACCGGGAUUCUCCUUACUUUGAUGGUAGUCGGAGUGUCACGGCUAAUCCGCCCGACAAUGGUCCUCUCAACGAUAAUGUUCAAAAUGAAGCUUUCAACGCUUCCCAUUACACAAAUGACUUGAACGAGCUACCGCCAGCGUUAUCGUUUGUCAACGACAUGAACGAUGCGAAUGGCAGUUUCGACACAAGCGGCGGUGACUUUUCGCAUGUGCCUCCUUUUGGUGGGGAUUUGUCAUCGUCGUUAGAAACGGGCUUCUUUUCUGAUCACAAUCCUGAAACGUCGCAAAUGCCGCAUCUUCAGAACGUCGCACUGGCUGGUGAAGGGUCUGCUUCACAUCAGGCGUCGCCAGCUGGUCUUCGACCAAACGCUCCUGACUCAAUGUUGAGUCCAGGAAAUAUGGCCGACGCUUCUCUUCUCUCUCCUAUGCCGCAACAUCAACACAUGACUCCCCCGUUACAUACCUCUCCAGCGAUGCCUCAUUCCCCUGCCCUCUCUAACGCUCCCUCCUCUGCUCAGUACAUUUCGCCCGUUAUGCCUCAUGAAGAUCCUGCGGCUGUCCUCUCUCCUCCCGAGCAACAGCAACCUAUGUCCUUUGCAGAUUUGCAGCAGCCCAACGGUAACUCGAUUGAUCCAGCGUCGUCCGUGUUUGCUGCGGCGAACACUUUUCCUAAUGUGCAAAUGAGUUUACCCGGAGAUGAGGGUUUGCAACGUAUGCAACCAAUGCCUAGCAUUCCGGAUGAGAGCGGCAAUAAUUUCAAUCCGGCCUUCGUAGGCAAUGCUACUCGGGCUGUUCCAACGACUGUUCCUUCAAACACAGACGUUGAUCCUAGCAACAAGCCUCCGCUGCAAACACAACCCGCUAACCUGUACAAUCCUCCCAAUACUGCUACUGGUUCUGAGGCUGUGAUUACGCCAUCGUACCGAAAAGGUGGUGAGCCAUUGAAUCGGAAUAUUACGUCCAACGCUCAUUCUACAAAGUACGGAGCAGGUGGAUCACGGAGGGGCAAAAAGACACUGGCCGAAGGCGUUACCCCGGUUGACGUCUCGUCGACGGACAUGGUCGCUUCUAUUGACACACAGACGCGUCCCAACCAGAAACGGAGGCGAAAGUACAAGUUUGCUAAGCAAGCCGGCCCUUUCCGUUGCACGCUCCCUGCACGUAACUCGAACGAGAUUUGCAACACAGUGUUUUCACGAACCUAUGACUUGGUCCGGCAUCAAGACACAGUGCACGCUAAGAACAAGGCUGCGUUUAAAUGCAGUAUUUGUGGUGACCAACGUGUUUUUAGUCGGCACGAUGCUUUAGUUCGUCACAUGCGUGUCAAACAUGGCCAUUAAAAUGAUCUUUCUCGCAAACGAGUGAGGUGUGCAGUGGUGCUGUUUACCUUUUUCACCAUUCUAGUGCGCUUCCCCUUUCCCUCGUGAUUUUUUGAUUUUGUAUUAUCCGUUUAUUUUGUCCUUUUUCGUUUGCUCGUUUACUCGCGCUACUUCUAAUAUCCCUCCUUUUACGAUGUUCUUUCUUCCGAUUCAUUCCUCCUUUUGUUUCUCCAUCUCCGAUCGCAUACUCAAUACUUCUUUCUAGAUGGCCACGUUUUCGUUGAGUUUUCUUUUCAUUAUGUCAUGUCCUAUUCCUAUUUUAUUUUCCCUUUUUAUGUAUGUUUAACUUAUUUCUUCCUGGAUCCGGUCUAUUCCUCUUCACCAACCCGCAAAACUGGACAAGGUUCGCAUUCGAUGUACCUGCAUACUCACGGUUCUUCAUUGCUCUUUCGUCAUGCACACUAAGAGUUAAACGUGAUGCUGCCGCGUGCUAUUAACGCAUGCGUUUCCAAGUCUUCUAUCCAAACCGCCUGUGGAUUAGACAUUGAAGCAUUCAAGGCAAUCUGUUUGCCUACCCACGCACUGCUGAGGAUCCUGUACGUAAAAUUACGAAAAUCUGACGCACUCUUGUGAGGGUGUAGACUCUGAGCGUAUUGAAGCAUGAACGUUGCCAGCAGCGGACCGGGCACCAGCAAUUCGGGAUAUGACUCUUGCUGUGUCGUGUAUCGCCAAUCCCAAUGGAUGCGGUGAGCAUUGAACAUGAGUGCUGAGUAUCUCCACACAAGAACUGGCGUUGGUGUCAGAUGAAAUGUCUGCGUGUCUGCUGUCUGUUGGCGCAUCCGAAUAAACCUGCGAGUGUUUACGUCGUUUUGAACGUAACCUAAUGUGCGGUUUUCGCGUAUGCAUAGUUGUCCAUUGGAUGAAUAAAUGUCGCGUUGUACAUGUACUCGGUCUGUGGCGGUUCGUACAAGCUCAUGGCAUCUGGCGUACUGGUGCAAGUGUAGCGGUGCUGUAUGUUCUAUAGAGCCGUACAACCACAGUCGAUGUCUGAACGGGAUUGGUGUGCCGCUUUCUGUGAAAGGUGCGUGGUCCUUGUCGUAGCCGUCUCCGAGCAAUUCGUGUUCGGGCCUCGCAUCGUUGAAAUACACUAGGUGUUCACCAGGCAGUAGUGUCAGUUUCUCGGAAGGCUCCGGGUGUUCCGUAAGCUCUUUUUGCUCACUGUAAUAGGGCGAUAAGACAUCGCUAAGGGUUGCGCGCAAUUUUUGUAGCGGCGUCUCAGUAAGAAACUCUUUCAGCACAAACCGUUUCAUUGCGGCUAUCACGCUCAACCAGCCAGGUUAAAAUGACUGAUAGUAGUAACUAACGAGUUUCGUGAUUUAGUGAAGAGUUACGAGGCAGUUUAAUAUUUCGUUAUGUUGUUUAACGUGUGUAAGGGCGUUUUCGUUGAUCAGUGCUUUAAUGAGAU
This is a messenger RNA of Schizosaccharomyces japonicus yFS275, 4543 nucleotides long. RefSeq names its product transcription factor Rsv2. NCBI's taxonomy places the organism in Eukaryota, Fungi, Ascomycota, Schizosaccharomycetes, Schizosaccharomycetales, Schizosaccharomycetaceae. Bases 1399 to 3099 code for a protein of 566 amino acids. The transcript has a single exon. The record is from RefSeq and is a predicted model, not a curated record.